Talaromyces atroroseus is the source of this 681-nucleotide messenger RNA. RefSeq names its product NADH-ubiquinone oxidoreductase subunit. The record is from RefSeq and is a predicted model, not a curated record. Lineage: Eukaryota; Fungi; Ascomycota; Eurotiomycetes; Eurotiales; Trichocomaceae. The transcript is spliced from 5 exons. The coding region runs from base 1 to 681 and encodes 226 amino acids.
AUGCGGUAUAGGCGCCAUGCACCCGCCCCGGCUCGUCGACCACACCUCAGCAUCCGUCAACUGACGCUUUCAACGUCCUCGACACCUCAAACCGCACUUCGGGAGCAGCGAGUCGCUGACACAAUGGCCAUUGAACCAUCAAAGGCAGUGGUGCCUCCUAAGGGGGUCAAGACUGACUAUCCGUUGAUUGAUUCCGAUCCACAUAUUAAACGAGUUUUUGGCUAUGCUCGCCCUUCGGAUUAUGUCGUCGGCGGUGCUGCGGCUGCUGCCUCCCCGAUCGCCUUCUGGGCUAUGGAAAAGUUUAGCCCUUCUCAUGUCGGUAAAGGAGGGUUUGCGCCGGUUAUGCGCUUAGCAACAGCAAUUGGUCUACUUGGAGGUCUACACAUUUUCUAUCAGCGAUCUACAAACCGCUUCUACGGCUUCACAGAAAACUCGCGCGAGGUUGAGAAGGAUAUGCGAGAGAUGGUUGAUAAGGUGAAGAAGGGGGAACCACUUUACGGCACAUCACAGCUUUCAGAAUAUAUGCAAGGCGUUGCAGCCCGCAAUUCUCGAUACACUGGCCUAUUCGCCCAUGUCAUUCCAUGGUUCAACAUUGUCAACCAUGACCAUCACGGCGUGGAUACGGCCAAAUAUUAUCAGCAAGCCGAGAGAGAGCUUGAGGCAGAGCGCUUGGGCAAAUGA